Messenger RNA from Perkinsus marinus ATCC 50983, 2568 nucleotides. RefSeq lists its product as hypothetical. The record is from RefSeq and is a predicted model, not a curated record. The transcript has 6 exons. The coding region runs from base 1 to 2568 and encodes 855 amino acids. Lineage: Eukaryota; Perkinsozoa; Perkinsida; Perkinsidae. Gene Ontology annotation, molecular function: nucleic acid binding.
AUGGUUGAUAAUGCUGCGACAGUAACUACUGGCCCGUCCGUAUUGAAUAAUUCCCUCGACGAGUCUAGACUCCAUCACUCUACCCCUCCGAAGACCUAUCGAGAGCCAAAGAGCUUCGUGUCUCCUACGGUUGCUUCGACAGCUAACAGUUCUUCACCACGACAUGUUAACUUUGAUAACUAUGAUGAUGACGCUAUGCAUUUCGACAAUGUCGUGAACCAUGAAGAGCUCAACGACGUCCUUAACCGAUUGCUGCCUUCCUUGGACUACUUGGACGGCGUUUCCGGUGAGCCCGAGAGUGACAAUGACGGUCCCGUCGGUGGAGUACCUGCCCUACAUCACCCUAGUUUAGAUUUGUCUGCACUCAGUGACAGCGUUUUUGAGGACUACCAUGAUGAUCGUGGUCGUGGUUUUUCAGCUGAUGGUGAAUUCUCCUAUGCUGACAACUUUAACAACGGCGCUGUCGCUGAGCCUCAUUGCUCUGGUGAUUUCGGUGGUUCGACCGCUGGUGACUCCUCUGGAGAGGUGGUUGAUGAUAUGAUGGGUAAAGUCCUUUCUGCCUUCGUGGACGCUCAGAAGGAGCUUGAAGAAGAACGGGAGAAAAGAAGGCAGCUCGAGCUCGAGAAUGAAGUGAUGCGUUUGAGAAUUCGCACCCUUAGUAGUGUCGGCUCUAACCCUACUAACAGUCGGCAUGGUAGCAUUAGUUACGCUGCUGCCUUGAACAACGGUGUUGGUUCAUCGUCACCAAGCUAUGGUGUGCUUUCAUCGAGAUCUCGGGCGAUGACUGCUGCUGUUGAUACGUUGUUGCCUGACGACGCUAGCAUGUCCGAGGUAGCUCCACCACCUCCAGGGCUGUUGGAACAUCAAGUGUCGGCUCCCUCUCGUUAUUAUGGCUUGUCGUCACAUUUAGGCGCUUCUCAUGGUGGCUACAGUGGUAGCUGGGAUGCGCCACAGCAGCAACGGAGAUCGAGCUCUGGUGCUUUGAGCUAUCACCAACCGGUGUCACCAACGACUCCACCGAAGAUGAACUUACUAGAAGCGUUGCAGGUUAAGACCGAAGCUGAUGAGAAGAGGGUGUUUACUGUGCGGAAGGUGCACAAGUUGGGCUUCAAGGCUAGGCAUAUUCUAAGGGAGUACUUCUCUAAAUAUGGUCAUGUACGUGAUGUUGUGCUACUACCUAUGCGGGCCAAGCCUCGUCCGGGCCCUGGCGGUAUCAUUCGUGGCCCACGACCGAGCUCUAUGGGCUUUGUGGUGAUGUCCACCCCUGAGGAAGUCCGCCGCGUCUUAGAUGUUGAUGGUGUGCAUAUUGUGAGAGGAUGGCCUAUCGAGGUCAGGCCGUUCGUGAGACCUGCUGAUCAGGCCCCUGCUACUACUACUAAAGUGCAGCAGCAGCAACACGAAGAAGGAGAGUUUUAUGAUGAUUUCGCUCCACUUGACGAGUUUCAAAUGAGAGUUGGUCGACUCCUCCGGCAUGCUGCGUCUGUUAAACGGGUAACUCGAGCGACAGGCGUCGGGAAGGAUUCGGAAAAACUCGUACAACAGCUGAGGGCGGGUGGCAUCACGAACGGCCUUCAUGGGCGACCCAAGUUGCAGGAAGCUAACUCUAUGGUGGGCAAAUCGUGGAGGUCUUGGCGAGACCCCAAUGAGGUAGCUCGAGUGCUAAGGGCUCUUGUGGGGUCCUAUCGUGAUGAGGGAUCGACUCCAGAUCCAGCGAUGUGUCUGGACAUGCUGGCAUACCUUGAGGAACACAUGUCCGAGAUUACCGACCUCCCAGGCCUUGUGCAUUCGGUAGGGUUUAUCUCGACCCCAGUGGGUGUUCUGCAAGAUGUGGAGCUGUGUGCGGCCCGUGACAAGUUCCUAGAGAAGGCAUUCGACCGGCUCAAACGAAGGCAUAGUAAUCAGUGGAAGCGUAUGGAUCUUCCCCUCGUAGCAGCAGUGAAGAACUACAGACCACAGUACCGUGGUUUCAUAAUGGCGGUGCUCGAUACAGCAGCCCGAGAACUGGAAGUCGAGUACGGCCGACAGCACUCUAACCUGGCCGACUCUCUCACGAGAUUGCCCGUCUUCCUUCAUGCCUACGCUGUCACGGGCGGAAGUGGCCAUGCUGUCCUGAACGUUUCCGUCAACAUCUUAUCGGACUAUAUGAAUCAAGUGCCGUUUUGGGUAUUGACACACUCCACAUCUCACCUGGCUACAAUAGGAGCCCACGAAUCCAGUAGCGACUUGUUGAAGGGAUUCUUCUGGCAGUUGAAGCGCUUGGAAUGUACGGAGAUGGCCGAAUUGGCAAGGGAGAUCUUCGCUUUCUACACGGCGCUUUGGAGGCUCAACCAAGCCUUACAAGAGGAAGACACUGAGGCCAUGCGUCGCUGGAUCGAGUGGAAAUUAAAGGAUAUCAUUACUGCGGAAGAUCGUCUUUGCUUCGAUGGGUUCGCCCUGGAAAACCUAUGCGUUCUUCUCUCCACAACUAAACUGGAGGCGGCCGAGCUUUUGGAGGUGCUGAAUAGAAGAGUUGUGGACGAGGAUAUCGGCGCCUUGAGCCCGCCGGCGCUCAUCCAGUGUCUCAGGUGA